AUUUUUAAUACAGAGAUAUGGGAAGGAAGAAGAAGAAUACUAACAUUUCAUAUCCCUAUAAUAAAUUUAGCCAACCAAAAAAAAAAAAAACCAGAUAGAAAAAUGUAAGCAACAGUCUGCAAAAGGACACGCAAAAGAGAAUAAAGAGAAGGGAAGGGAGAAAGAACCAUUCCUCUUUCUCCUUCUCCUUCUCCUUCUCCUUCUCACAUACCCUCUUUCAGACACAGUUGUCUUGCUCUCCAUUCCUUCUUGAUCCUCAAAAACCCUAACAACAAAGUAAAAUAAAGCACUUUCCAGUUUCCUUCUUUACCCUUUUUGCCAUUCCCCAUGUUCUCUCUUUUUCCUAUGUUGUUUUGCAGUUUCAUUUAUAGUUAACCAGAUUUGUUCUUAGUUCAUUUCAGAGGAAGGUACCUGAAAGAGAGUCUUCAUUCUGAAAAAGACUCUUCUUUUUUUUUUUCUUCUUCUUCUACUUCUUCUCAAGCAGCUCCAAACAAUGUUUGCUACUACUGGAGUUCUCUUCUUCAUCUGGUUUCUGAGCUGCACUCUGCUUCCUCUUACCAUGGCAACUUUCAACUUCAAUCUCACUGUGCCAAAUCUUCUACCAGAUCCUGAGACUGUUGCUUAUCAAGUUCAAAGGAGUGUGAAUGAUUCCUUUUUCAGAAGACAAAUGUUGUCCAUUCAUUCAAAAGGACAAUCCAAUUCCUGUCAAACUGCAAACCCUAUCGACGAUUGUUGGCGUUGUGACUCAAACUGGCAAGCUAAUCGCCAACGACUCGCCGAUUGCGGCAUUGGAUUCGGCCGAGAUGCCAUGGGAGGGAAAGGAGGUCAGAUCUACGUAGUUACAGAUUCCUCCGAUCCCGACCCUGUAAACCCUCGACCUGGAACUCUCCGUUACGCCGUGGUUCAAGAUGAACCUCUUUGGAUCGUCUUUGCUGCAGAUAUGACAAUCAAACUCAAAUACGAACUCAUGAUGAACAGUUACAAAACCCUAGAUGGCCGAGGCGCCAAUGUCCACAUUACCGGCGGCGGUUGCAUCACACUCCAAUACAUCUCGAAUGUAAUCAUCCACAACAUCAACAUCCACCACUGUGUCCCUACCGGUCACACCAACAUCCGAUCGUCCCCUACGCAUGUCGGAUACAGAGGAAAGUCCGACGGCGAUGGAAUAUCGAUCUUUAGCUCACGCAACAUCUGGAUCGACCAUUGUUCUCUCUCGUACUGUACCGAUGGCUUAAUCGACGCCAUAAUGGGAUCGACGGGAAUCACGAUCUCGAACAACUACUUCUCCCACCACGAUGAGGUGAUGUUGUUAGGGCACGACGAUGGGUUCACGCCGGAUUCAGGGAUGCAGGUGACAAUAGCUUUUAAUUUGUUCGGGGAGAAGCUGGUUCAGAGAAUGCCGCGGUGCCGACGGGGAUACAUUCACGUUGUAAACAACGAUUUCCAAUCGUGGGAGAUGUACGCCAUCGGCGGGAGUGGUAAUCCGACGAUCAACAGCCAAGGGAAUCGGUAUAUUGCUCCAGGAAAUCCCAAUGCGAAGGAGGUGACGAAGCGCGUGGACACGAACGCGGGAGAUUGGUCGGAGUGGAACUGGAGGACGGAGGGGGACAUAAUGGUAAACGGAGCGUUUUUUGUGCCUUCCGGCGAAGGACUCAGCAAUAUGUACGUUAAAGCUUCCAGUUUGCCGCCCAAAUCCGCCGCUCUUGUCGACCAGCUCACUCUCAACGCCGGCGUCUUCGGUGGCUCCAGGGAGAACAGACAGAGCACCUCGUACCCUGGAGACGAAGCCUCCUCCAGCAGCUCAGGAUCCAGUGGCAGCGAUGGUGGUGGUGACUACUUUGGGAUGAUAUUCGGCGGGGGUGGGAUAAACAAUGCACCACCGCCAUCUCUUUCAGCUGUUAACAUGAUCAUUCUAACCCUAUUUACUGUCUACGAUGCCUUAUUAUUAACAUUGUCAUUGUAGUAAUUGAAGAAUUUCAUUGAAAAAGAAAAGAUAAUAUAAAACAAAAAAGAACAAACAUCCAUCUUUUCCAGAUCUCUUUUCCC
This is a messenger RNA of Cucumis sativus (cucumber), 2046 nucleotides long. Its product is annotated as probable pectate lyase 12. The transcript has 4 exons. Bases 494 to 1963 code for a protein of 489 amino acids. NCBI's taxonomy places the organism in Eukaryota, Viridiplantae, Streptophyta, Magnoliopsida, Cucurbitales, Cucurbitaceae. Gene Ontology annotation, molecular function: pectate lyase activity. The record is from RefSeq and is a predicted model, not a curated record.